Messenger RNA from Metarhizium acridum CQMa 102, 1170 nucleotides. Its product is annotated as Mitochondrial beta-keto-acyl synthase. Gene Ontology annotation, biological process: fatty acid biosynthetic process. Gene Ontology annotation, cellular component: mitochondrion. The record is from RefSeq and is a predicted model, not a curated record. NCBI's taxonomy places the organism in Eukaryota, Fungi, Ascomycota, Sordariomycetes, Hypocreales, Clavicipitaceae. Gene Ontology annotation, molecular function: 3-oxoacyl-[acyl-carrier-protein] synthase activity.
AUGCGCCGCGUGGUAGUUACAGGUCUGGGCGCUGUCACUCCCCUUGGAGUAGGUAUUCGAAAAAUCUGGAACCGAUUACUCGCCGGUCAAUCAGGAAUCGUCAGUGUUGCGUCGCGACAGCCGCAGGCGAGAUGGAAGGAGUUGACAAGCACCGUUGCUGGUGUCGUUCCUGUCGGAAGUGAGCCAGGUCAAUGGAGGGCCAGCGACUGGCUCAGCGCCUCUGAACAGAGACGAAUGUCUACUUUCACGCAAUACGCCAUUGCAGCAAGUGAGAUGGCUCUAAAAGACGCCGGAUGGGACGUGACGAAGCUGGAGGACAUGGAGGCUACCGGCGUGUGCUUGGGCAGUGGUAUCGGCAACUUGGACGAAAUAUACGAGACCAGCCUGGCACACCAUACUGAUGGAUACAAGAAAGUCUCACCUUUGUUCGUCCCCAAGAUACUAAUCAACCUGGCAGCGGGUCACAUCGCCAUGAAAUACGGCUUCCAGGGGCCGAACCAUGCUGCCACUACAGCCUGCACCACCGGCGCACAUUCCAUUGGCGAUGCCUCCAGAUUUAUCGCCAUGGGCGACGCAGAUGUCAUGGUGGCCGGCGGCUCCGAGGCUUGUAUUCACCCACUCACAUUCGCUGGCUUCGGCAGAGCGAGGUCUUUGUCCACGGCCUACAAUGACAACCCAUCCGGCAGUUGCCGACCGUUUGACUCGGACCGCAAUGGAUUUGUCGUUGCCGAAGGAGCUGCCGUUUGUGUGUUGGAGGAGCUGGAACAUGCCAAAGCCAGAGGAGCUCGGAUAUAUGCUGAAGUCAAGGGGUACGGCUGUAGCGGGGAUGCAUAUCAUAUGACGGCGCCCCGAGAAGACGGGCGAGGAGCAUUUCUGGCCAUGAAGCGGGCCCUGAAGAAUGCCGGCGUGAAGCCUUUGCAGGUUGACUACAUAAAUGCCCACGCAACGGGUACGCAAGUUGGAGACGUGGCAGAGGCGGCCGCCAUCCGCAGACUUAUGCUUGGCCAGGAGGGGUUAUCAGCUGAAUCACAGGUCACAGUGAGCAGCACCAAGGGAGCAAUGGGGCACUUGCUAGGGGCUGCAGGAGCUAUUGAGGCUCUGUUUGCCAUUCUCUCAAUACACGAGGUUGGUCAUGUUCGCUUAUUAAAAGACGCUCUGGACAAGGGCUAA